Scleropages formosus (Asian bonytongue) is the source of this 3246-nucleotide messenger RNA. RefSeq names its product A-kinase anchor protein 17B-like. The record is from RefSeq and is a predicted model, not a curated record. Bases 319 to 2952 code for a protein of 877 amino acids. Gene Ontology annotation, molecular function: RNA binding. Lineage: Eukaryota; Metazoa; Chordata; Actinopteri; Osteoglossiformes; Osteoglossidae. The transcript is spliced from 5 exons.
AAGGGAGAAAAAUAAACGUCUGGGGUCCAUCAGUAAUCUUAUUCACAAUAUUAUAUUCAUUGAUACUGGCGACUACAGACGGAAUGGAAGUCUGCGAUGUUUCCCAGCCUGCACGAGCAGCUCCACAGCACAGCCACGAGAGGGGUCUGGUGGCGCGCGCGGUCCUCCAGCGCUAUCGCUACGGCGUCAAUGUCGAAGGCUCUCCUGUUCGAUAGUAAAAGCCGGAAGUGACGCCGGAAGUUGGUACUUCUGUCUCGUCAACGAAAAAAGUAAUGACCAAAGUCCACUAUGAAUAGCUAGCAGGCCACAAGAGUUAAAAUGGCUACGACUAUCAUUCAUGAUUCCUCAGAGGCAGUGGAGCUGUGCUGCCACCGUCGUCUCUUUUUGAAACCCAUUUCCAAGAUGGCCAUAACAGUAACAUGGCCUGACUUGAAAGAACCCAGCAAAACUGUGUCUAACUGGGAGGUCAUGGCCAAUCUCAAGCAAAUGGCCCAUCCUUUACAGUUCAUGUCCAUUCGUGUCUCCAAGAGCACUCUGGAUUUUGUACGCUUUGAGGCAGAGCUAGAGACCAAAGCCUUGAGGAAGACAUUGUGUCAAAAACUGAAUGGAUGUACGCUAGAUACCGUAGCUGGGGACGCAGCUUUCAGGAUCUUUGCUUCAGAAUGCAGUGCGGACUUUCCCACGCGUAAGGAAUGGGAGUCUUUUUUCCAGGAAGAGGAGGAGUGGCCAGAUACACUCCAUCUGGAUGGCCUCCCCUGCAAGUGGUUCAGCGGUCCACAGUCCAGAUGCCAGAAACCUAGUGAAGAUAUCGUCCGUGAAGUGUUUGAGAUGUUUGGCCCCAUUCGCAACAUGGACAUCCCAGCUCUUGAUGUAUACAGAGAGGAGACUGGCAGCAGAGUUUCCAAUGCUUUCAGUGUGACAGGAUUGCAGACUUUUGAUGUUUACAUCCAGUUCCAGGAGCAUGAGGACUUACGAAAUGCACUAGAAACUCUUAGAGGAAUGAGGCUGAUGCUGAAAGAAGGAGAUGGAAAGGCCCUGGUCUGCAAUAUCAAGGUAAGUUUAGACCUGACAAGACAUUUAAGUGAGGCAGCAGUGCAGAAGCGAUUCCUGGAAAGAAGGCAGCUAGAAGCGCUGGAAGAAAAGAGGCAAAGAGAGAAAAGAUAUGAGAGGGAAGAGGAGGCUGACAGAAAGCGAAGGGAGGACCAGCGUUUAAAGAAGCGUCAGGAAAAGCUGAGGCGGCGAGCAGAAAGACAGAAGGAAGAGUCUGAAAAGAGGAUGCAGGAUACAAAAGUUGAAAUUCAGCAGGAAGAGAGUGAAAAGAAGCUGUUUGAUAUACAGGUAGAAAUACAGACCCAGGAAGACAAAGAGGAAGAACUAUGGGAGGAGAGGAAAUUUGUUCUUGUCCAGAGACGUCUACAGUCUAUUAGACUUCUCACUGCACUGCUACAGAGAGCUCAGGAGAACUUAGCUGAAGUAAAAUGUGGAAGGAAAGAGAUCAAGAAAGAGAAGCAGCCUUGCAGAAAUUCAUCAUCUUCAUGUAAAAGAGGUGGAGAGUCUAAGGAAUCAUCUGAACAAGAGACUGCUUCUUACCUAAAGAAGCCAACAGUUUGUCCCCCUGACACAACAAUUCCAGAUAUCUCCACAGAGUAUCUCUCCACUGAUGAACACAUUCCACUUCAUGAUCGCUUGAAGCAUAGUUCUAGCUAUGGGCCCCUGCAGAUAACAAUCAGUCAGAAUCAUGCAAACCGGGACCUUAAACAGCGUGUUUGGCCCUAUGCCGUUCCGCGCUCCAGAAGCUACUCAUCAUUGUUAGAGGAUGAUUUAACUAGUGGAAAACACUGGUUCAGAGUGCACAGAAAAAAAGAAAAGGUGUAUGAAUCUGAUGAAUUCCUGAAUUAUAUACUGAAUCACUGCCCCUAUCCAAGCUAUGACAGAGUGUGCCAGAAUAUUCAGCCAUUGCCGUGCAAGGAGGCAGGCUGGCGGCGAAUGGUCUCUGAUGAUGGGAAGAGUUUUCAGAUUAGCCUUAGGAAUUCAGAUGGAGGGGUGUGCACUGAGGUUAGCAUUAGUCAGAAUUCAGAUCAAAGGAAUCCUAGUGAUGAGGAUGGGUACAAGUGGAAAAUCACCAUCAAGGAAACAGAACCUGCACAGAAGAGGCUUGGAACCCAGAGAAACUUAAGAGAUGGGUACAGCAGAGAGUUUGAAGUUUCCUGGAAUGACUCCAGCUCCCAGCCUGAAAUGCAUACCACUGACCAGAAUUACCAGGAUGAUAAGUUCAGCAACGGAACAUACAUUGUGAAAGACUUUGAUGCCACAGGCCGUAAAGGAGUUCCAAAAUACAUUUGUAAAACUGUCAGCCCUCCAGUUCAUCACAGAAAGUCUCAGAGCAAUGUUACUUUUAUAGACCCUAGUAAACAUAUGGAGGAUAUCUCUGAGGACACCUCCAACCUUACAGGAGUCCUGCAGCAAAAAUGUGCAAAAAGGAUGAAUGUGGAAGGUGUAUACAGUCUUGGAAAGGAGAAGGAAAAGACCUUUGAGGGGCAAAGGCAAGGUACAGAGCUCAAGUUCUCAAAAACAAGUAAUUUGUCUAUGCCGCAGCCAGACCAUGAAGAUCAUAAAGACAGGAAAAAGACAAGCAAAUUGAGUAGGGCUGGAGAUCAAGUAGAUGUGAUGGAUGAGAUCAGAGAAAAGAAGAAAAAGAAAAAGGAGAAGUAUAGAGACUUUGAAGAUGAAAAUGAAGAGGUAAUUGAAUCUGAACUAAGUAAAUGGAAAAAAAGCUCCAAGGCUACAUCUACAACUACUGUUCAUAAAACACAUACGACUCUCAGUCAAGAUAUUGUAGACUUUUCUUUUGAAAGGAAAGAAUGUGAAAAUGUAGCCCACUACAGUAACUUGAAAGGCAUUCAGAGUAGAUACUGUGGCAAGAAAUCUGCAAAUUGGAAAUCUUACUAUUAAUUUCUGUGGCAUUUUACAGUAAUAAUGUGAUGAAAUGUGAAGAUGAUCCUUUAUGUACGGACUUAUUAAAAAAAUAAGGAAAAGAACCGAUUAAGCCAAGUGUUUCAUGCUAAGAGCAGAAAUGUUUCUUCUUUCCUCAUUAAACUUAUGUCAACUGUAUAUAAGGUUUUUGGUAUGUUUCAGAGGGUCUUUCGGAUAUUCUGUGUCUCACUGUGAUAAGAUUUAGAGAAAUACUUUUAUAUACUUGCUGUUGUAUGAAUUUUAAGUUUAGAAGUAAAUACUUUUAAACUGAAU